Messenger RNA from Rhipicephalus sanguineus (brown dog tick), 1101 nucleotides. It is a transcript of the gene Pdp1, whose product is annotated as thyrotroph embryonic factor. Gene Ontology annotation, cellular component: nucleus. Lineage: Eukaryota; Metazoa; Arthropoda; Arachnida; Ixodida; Ixodidae. The transcript is spliced from 3 exons. The record is from RefSeq and is a predicted model, not a curated record. Gene Ontology annotation, biological process: regulation of transcription by RNA polymerase II. The coding region runs from base 1 to 1035 and encodes 344 amino acids. Gene Ontology annotation, molecular function: DNA-binding transcription factor activity, RNA polymerase II-specific; RNA polymerase II cis-regulatory region sequence-specific DNA binding.
AUGGACGAGGCCCUGCUGGGUAGGCCGGGCCCCAUGGCUCCGACAGCGUACGGCAUCGGGAUCAGAGGGUACCUGGAUGGACACGACAUGGCGACCAGGGUGCAGCCACAGCCGCCGCCAGGAGCCGCUUCCGAUCGCUGGACCUCGUCGUCCGCCGACAAGAAGGAGAAGCUCGACUCCAAGGACACGACGGCUGCGGCGUACGACACCGGCGCGGCUUCGGCCGGCUCGGGUGGCGGCGGCGCCAUGCUGUGGGACCGCACGCUCAGCGAGCUCAAGCUCGAAUACAUGGACCUAGACGAGUUCCUUAGCGAGAACGGCGUGGCCGGCAAGGGCGUGGCUGCGCUCUCACCGCGCCACAACCCGUUCCGACAGGCCGCGAGCUCUAUGGUGGACCCGCAUCGACUCGCCCCGGAUCCCGGAGGCCUGCAGCAGCAACAGCAGUCCGACGAGCCGGCCCUGGCGGGACCGCCGCCCAACGGAGAACCCCCUGGGUGCACCCAACAAAGGCUGGCACACAACUCCUCUCCGGGCUUUGACGCAGCGGAAGGCGCCUGCUACUCCAUGCAGUCGCUGGCCGAGCACUUCCGGGGCGACGAGGUGACCUCCAGGAGGCCCGCGUGCGACCCCAUGGCGGCUGGGCGCCGGUCGGGCUCGCCCACCGCCACCGUGGUGCCGAUCGACUGUGGUUUCACCAAGACCGACCUGGCGCUAGCCAACCUUCCGGGCCACGACGACUUCGACCCGAGCCACCACCCCUUCUCCGAAGACGAGCUCAAGCCGCAACCCAUCGUCAAGAAGUCGCGCAAGCAGUUCGUGCCCAACGAGCUGAAGGACGACAAGUACUGGGCGCGCCGCCAGAAGAACAACAUCGCGGCCAAGCGGUCGCGCGAGGUCCGCCGCGUCAAGGAGAACCAGAUCGUGCUGAGGGCCUCGUACCUCGAGAAGGAGAACAUCGCGCUGCGCGAGGAAGUGCACAAGCUGCAGCAAGAGAACGACAUGCUCAGGAAACGCCUGCACGAGUACGAGCCCUGACUGCCGGCCGCUCGGACCCACCAGCAGCCGCAGCCGUGGCCUCAGCGCGGCGUCAUCGCGGCUGCG